Molecule: messenger RNA, 10810 nt
Organism: Nycticebus coucang (slow loris)
Lineage: Eukaryota; Metazoa; Chordata; Mammalia; Primates; Lorisidae
Gene: ABCA6
Product: ATP binding cassette subfamily A member 6
Exons: 40
Coding region: 518-5395 (1625 amino acids)
Biological process (GO): transmembrane transport; lipid transport
Cellular component (GO): membrane; intracellular membrane-bounded organelle
Molecular function (GO): ABC-type transporter activity; ATP hydrolysis activity; ATP binding
Source: RefSeq, a predicted model, not a curated record
UUACUGACAGACUAGUAGCAUUUUCCUUGUUUACCAUUUUCUCCCUCAUCCCUGUAGUUGAGAGGCCAAGUGAACAAACACAGAGUUUGUCUUACUCCCAACCAACCAUGGGUCAGUCAUUUCCCUGCAGAAUAAUUGGCUUAGGAAAAAAAGACACGGAAAAGAAAACAAGUUCACGAUGUGCAGUUUGGUCUGACUACACCCCUAUCCAGAAACCAGCCCGAGUCAGAGCUGGUGGGAGUAGACACCCAUUUCAAGAAUAAAUAAAGAAGCAGCAAUAAAGAAGUUUCAAUCGUUGCCUUUAGAGAACUGAGGUUUGACUGCAUUUCUAGAAUAUUUUUUCUAAUUUUUCUGACAUUUGUUUCUUAUGAUUUAGGGACUUCUGAAUUCCUAAAACUGAGAGAAAUUGCGUUAUUCUUCCUGUAUCUCAGAAUCAAGUUUGAAGUACUGAGACUGGAUCAUUAUUUCACAGCCUAACUCUUUUGAUAAAAGUUGUUUGGUUCAAUCUGAAGGCUGAAUGGGUAUGAAGCAGAAAAGUGUGUUUCAGCAAAUGCAAGCACUUCUGCACAAGAAUUUUCUGAAGAAAUGGAGGAUGAAAAGAGAGAGCUCAUUGGAAUGGGGUCUUUCAAUACUUCUAGGAGUGUUUCUGGGUAUGUUUUCAAAUUUUCUAAAAAGUGCCCAGUUUCCUGAAAUACCUCCUUUUGACCUGGGAAGGGUAGAUAAAUUCAACAGCUCUUCUAGAAUGGUUGUGUAUACACCCAUCUCCAAUGUAACCCAGGAGAUAAUGAAUAAAACAGCAUUUUCUCUUCUUUUGAAAGAAAGAAGCGUCAUUGGGGUACCAAAUGAAAAACAUAUGGAUAAAAUACUUGAAGAAAAUUUUUAUGCUGCGGGAAUCAUCUUUAAUGACAUAUUCUCUUAUAAGUUAAAAUUUCUUCAGGGAUAUGAAAUUCCAUUUGUGAUAGAAGAGUAUCACUCAGUUCCUUGCUGGCAGGGAUAUGAAGGGUUUCACUGUAUGUUGAACCUGUACUGGACUAGAGGAUUCACUACUCUACAAACUGCCAUUAACGCUGCUAUUAUAGAAAUCACAACAAAUCACUCUGUGAUGGAGAACUUGAUGUCAGUUACUGCUGAGACUAUGAAGACAUUACCUUUUAUUUCUAGAGAUAUUAUUCAAAAUGAGUUAUUUAUUUUAUACUGCUUGCUUUAUUUUUCCCCACUUACAUAUUUUCUAUCACUCAAUGUUACAAAAGAGAGAAAAAAGUAUAAGGAUUUGAUGAAAGUGAUGGGACUACAAGAUUCAGCCUUCUGGUUCUCCUGGGGUUUAAUCUACGCUGGCUUUUUCUUCAUUAUUUCCAUAGUCCUUACAGUUAUCAUAACAUCCAUGCAAAUUAUAGUCAUGACUGGCUUCAUGGUCAUGUUCAUACUCUUUUUCUUAUACGGCUUGUCUUUGAUAGCUUUAGUGUUCCUGAUGAGUGUGCUAUUAAAGAAAGCUGUCCUCACCAAUUUGGUUGUGUUUCUCCUUACCCUCUUUUGGGGGUGUCUGGGAUUCCCUGAGUUAUAUAAACAGCUUCCCUCAUCUCUGAAAUGGAUUUUUAGUAUAUGUAGUCCCUUUGCGUUUACUGCUGGAAUGACUAAGGUCAUCCAAAUGGAUUAUAAUAUGAAUGGUGAAAUUUUCCCUGACCCUUCGGGAGCCUCAUAUACAAUGAUAGCAACUUUUUUCGUAUUGGCUUUGGAUGGGCUCAUCUACUUCAUAUUAACAUUAUACUUUGACAAAAAUCUAUCUUAUGGAAGUGAGUGCCGUUGUACUCCAUUGUUUUUCCUGAAUUCAUCAUCUUGUUUUCACCACCAAAGGACUGACAAUAAGGUCAUUGAGAAAGAAGUAGAUCCUGAGCAUCCCUCUGAUGACUAUUUUGAGCCAGUAGCUCCUGAAUUUCGAGGAAAAGAGGCCAUCAGAAUCAGAAAUGUUAAAAAAGAAUAUAAAGGAAAGUCUGGAAAAGUGGAAGCAUUGAAAGGUUUGCUAUUUGACAUAUAUGAAGAUCAAAUCACAGCGAUACUGGGCCACAGUGGAGCUGGCAAAACUUCACUGCUAAACAUUCUGAAUGGAUUAUCUGUUCCAACAGAAGGAUCAAUUACUAUCUACAAUAAAAAUCUCUCUGAAACGCAAGACUUGAAGGAAAUCAGAAAGAUCACUGGUAUUUGUCCUCAAUUCAAUAUCCAAUUUGACGUUCUCACUGUGAAGGAAAACCUCAGCCUGUUUGCUAAAAUAAAGGGGAUUCCCCCCCAGGAAGUGGAACAAGAGGUACAACGAAUUUUGUUGGAAUUGGAUAUACAAAACAUUCAAGAUAAAGUUGCUGAACAUUUAAGUGAAGGACAGAAAAGAAAGCUGACCUUCGGGAUUGCCAUUUUAGGAGAUCCUCAGGUUUUGCUCUUAGAUGAACCAACUACUGGAUUGGAUCCCUUUUCCAGGCAUCAAGUGUGGAGCCUCCUGAAAGAACGCAGAGCAAAUCGUGUCAUCCUCUUCAGUACCCAGUUCAUGGAUGAGGCUGACAUUCUGGCUGAUAGAAAAGUGAUCAUGUCCAACGGGAGACUGAAGUGUGCAGGAUCUUCUAUUUUUUUGAAGAGAAAGUGGGGUCUUGGAUAUCACUUAAGUUUGUAUAGGAAUGAAACAUGUGAUCCAGAACAAAUAACAUCCCUCAUUAAUCGUCAUGUCCCUGAGGCUAAAUUAAAAACAGAAAGCAAGGAAAGCCUUGUGUAUACGCUGCCGUUGGAAAGAACGAAUACAUUUCCAGAUCUGUUCAGUGAUCUUGAUAAAUAUUCCGCCCAGGGAGUGAUGGGUUAUGAUGUUUCCACGUCAACUAUGGAUGAAGUCUUUAUGAAAUUAGAAGGAAAAUCAACUAUCAAACAAGAUUUUGAACAAGUGGAGAUGUCAAGAGACUCAGAAAGCCUAAAUGAAAUGGAGCAAAUUCACUCUUCUCACCCUGAAACACAGAAGGCUGCGAAGGGCAUGGGCCUCUGGAGAAUGCAAGUCUGUGCAGUAGCCCGGCUCCGUUUCUUAAAGUUAAAACGUGAAAGGAAAGUUUUUUUGACGCUACUAUUGGUAUUUGGAAUUGCAGCAUUCCCUUUGAUUGUGGAAUACAUAAUUUUUGCUAUGUUUAAUGAAAAGUUCGAUUGGGAGUUUAAAACUGGAUUAUAUUUCCUCUCUCCUGGACAACUUCCCCAGGAACCCCGUACCAGCUUGUUGAUCAUCAAUAACACAGAAUCCAAUAUUGAAGAUUUUAUACAGUCGCUGAAGCAUCAAAGUAUACUUUUGGAAGUAGAUGACUUUGCAAACAGAAAUGUCACUGAAGGCUUUUCAUACAAUGGAGCUAUCAUAGUUUCUGGGAAACAAAAGGACUAUAAUUUUUCAGUUGUGUGCAAUACCAAGAGAAUGCACUGUUUUCCUAUUCUUAUGAAUAUUAUCAGCAACGGGCUGCUUAGAAUGUUUAACCAUACACAAUAUAUUCAAAUCGAGAGAAGCCCAUAUCCUUUUGCCUCUGCAACAUACUGGAGUGGGCUUCCAGAAGGUUCCAUUUUCUUAUUUUUGGUUUUAUGCAGCACUUCUCCUUACAUUGCCAUGAGCAGCAUCAGUGAUUACAAAAAGAAAACUAAGUCCCAGCUCUGGAUUUCUGGUCUCUACACCUCUGCCUACUGGUGUGGGCAGGCUCUGGUGGACACUGCCUUCCUCAUUCUGCUCCUGCUGUUAAUGUAUUUUGUUUUCUAUAUGGAAAACAUGGCAAAUGUUUAUGCUACAACGCGAAUUGUGUGGGCUAUGGUUAUAAUUACACCUGGUUAUGCAGCUUCUCUCGUCUUCUUAACAUAUAUGAUAUCAUUUAUUUUUCAAAAAAGGAAGACAAACAGUGGCCUUUUGUCAUUUUGCUUCUAUAUUGUCUCCUCCCUCAUGCUCAGCGUCGUUCUAACCAAUGAUUUUGGCCUAGGUGUCAUAAUUUCCACCAUGGUAUUAGUGCCUUCAUUUACCUUAUUUGGAUUUUUAACCUUUAUGCAAGAGAGAGCCCACGAGCAUUACAUGAAAUACCAAGAAUCAAAUUUUGACCUCAGUGAAGUUGAUCUGCUAGUCUGUCUGAUACCUUACUUUCAGGCUUUGCUGUUCAUUUUUGUUCUAAGAUGCAUGGAACUAAAAUGUGGAAAGAAAAGAAUGCGCAAGGAUCCUGUUUUCAGACUCUCCCCUCAAAGUAGAGAGGCCAGACCAAAUCCAGAAGAACCUGUAGAUGAAGAUGAGGAUGUUCACGCAGAAAGAAUAAGAACGGCAACUGCCCUGACCACUUCAAACUUAGAUGAGACAUCGGUCAUAAUUGCCAGCUGUCUACACAAAGAAUAUGCAGGCCAGAAGAAAAAUUGCUUUUCAAAAAGGAAGAAGAAACUAGCAACAAGAAAUAUCUCUUUCUGUGUUGAAAAAGGUGAAAUUUUGGGAUUGCUAGGACCCAAUGGUGCUGGUAAAAGUUCAUCUAUUAGAAUGAUAUCUGGGAUCACAAAACCAACAGCUGGAGAGGUGGAACUGAAAGGAUGCAAUUCCAUUUCCAGCCACCAGGGAGAAGGCCCUGUCAAGUUCCUGGGGUACUGUCCUCAAGAGAAUGUGCUGUGGCCCAUGCUGACCAUGAGGGAGCACCUGGAGGUGUACGCCACUGUGAAAGGGCUGAGGAAAGGAGAUGCAAAGGUUGCCAUCACACGAUUAGUGGAUGCUUUCAAAUUACACGAGCAACUGAACGUGCCAGUGCAGAAAUUAACAGCAGGAGCCACCAGAAAGCUGUGCUUUGUGCUGAGUAUCCUGGGAAAUUCACCUGUCCUGCUUCUGGAUGAACCAUCCACAGGCAUGGACCCCACAGGGCAGUGGCAAAUGUGGCAGGCAAUCCGGGCAGCUGUUAAACACACUGAGAGCAGUGUCAUUUUGAUCACCCAUUACCUGGCUGAGGCUGAGGCCUUGUGUGACCGUGUGGCUAUAAUGGUGUCUGGAAGGCUGAGAUGUAUCGGUUCCAUCCAACACCUGAAAAACAAAUUUGGCAAAGAUUACAUUUUAGAACUAAAAGUGAAGGAACCUUCUCAAGUGACUUUGGUCCACACGGAGAUUCUGAAACUUUUCCCACAGGCUGUUCAGCGGGAAAGGUAUUCCUCCUUGUUGACCUAUAAACUAUGCUUGGCAGAUGUUUACCCCUUAUCUCAGGCAUUUCACAAAUUAGAAACAGCAAAAUGUAACUUUAACCUGGAAGAAUAUAGCCUCUCUCAGUGCACAUUGGAAAAGGUAUUCUUAGAGCUUUCUAAGGAGCAGGAGGAGGAAAAUUUUGAUGAAGAUGUUGAUACCACAAUGAGAUGGAAACUUCUUCCUCAUUCAGAUGAACCUUAAAAGCUUAAACCUAACAGUUUUGGUUGAUGUCCUACAGACUUAUGUUGUAUGUAAUAAUUAGCAGCAUAUAUAAUUUUAAAGAAUAUUUAAUAUCAAUAUCAGGCAUAUUUUACAUAUGUAGUUAAUAAAUUUAAAAAUUAUUUUUCCCCUGAACUUAGGGGUUAUGAAAAAUCUGUGAUAAAGACAAUACAAAGUAUUAGUAAAACCAACCAAAGGGCCAACCACUUGUUAUUGUGGAUAUAAAAUUAUAAACUUGGAAUUUUUAAAAAUAUGACUUUCUUUUCUACCAUUUGCUAAGAAAAGAUCUUACUGAAAUAUGUGAGAGGUACAUUUAGUAGCCAAGAGCUUCAUGACUGCUUUGUACUAGUUCAUGAUAUAUCAAGUUUGCAAGUUUUCCUGUAUUUACAAAUAAAACACAAGGAUGUUCUCCUGAAAACUUUCCAGAAAUUGUUUUAAAAACAAUACUUGUUUGGAGGUCCAAAAACUCACAAGUAGACAAACAUACACACUGAGAAAUCAGUUCAAAUAUACCUUUUGAAAACAAAAGGAAUCUUAGUAGUAUUUAUUUAGAUUAAAAUUUUUUUUUUUUUUUUUUUGUAGAGACAGAGUCUCACUGUACCACCCUGGGGUAGAGUGCGACGUCUUAGGAUUUUCAUUUUAUGAUUUUAAAGGGGUGUUAAUUUCCUUCAUACUUCAUUAAUGGUUUUCUGUGAUUGGUUAUUGUUUUGAGCAUUUUUUCAUAUGUCUGUAGGCCGUGCGCCUGUCUUCUUCAGAGAAGUUUCUCUUCAAGUCCCCUGUCUAGCCUGUGAUGGGAUGGCUUGUUCUUUUCUUGCUUAUACGUUUGAGUUCUCUGUGGAUUCUGGUUAUCAAAUCUUUGUCAGAAACAUAAACUGCAAAUAUCCUCUUUCAUUCUGAGGACUGUCUGCUUGCUUUACUUACUGUGUUCUUGGCUAUGCAGAAGCUUUUUAGUUUGAUCAGAUCUCAGUAAUGUAUUUUUGGUGUUGCUUCAAUUGCCUGGAGGGUCCUCCUCAUAAAGUAUUCUCCCAGGCCAAUGUCUUCAAGUGUUUCUCCUGCACUCUCUCCAAGAAUCUUUAUAAUUUCAUGUCUUAAGAUUAAAUCUUUUAUCCAGUGAGAGUCAAUUUUUGUUAAUGGUGAAAGUAUGGGUCCAGUUUCAGUCUUCUACAAGUCUCCAGCCGGUUAUCCCAGCACCAUUUGUUAAAUAGGCAGUCUUUCCCCCAAUUUAUAUUUUUGAUAGGCUUAUCAAAAAUCAAAUGAUGAUAAGUGUCUGGGUUUAUCUCUUGGUUCUCAAUUCUGUUCCAUACAUCUACUUCUUAUUUUUGUGCCAAUACCAUGCUGUUUUAAUCACUAUAGAUUUAUAGUGUAGUUUGAAGUCUGGUAGUGUGAUUCCUCCUGAUUUGUUUUUAUUUCUGAGUAAUGUCUUGGCUAUUUGAGGUUUGUUUUGGUUCCAUAUAAAAUGAAGUACUAUUUUUCCAGAUCUUUAAAGUAUGACGGUGGUGCUUUGAUAGGGAUUGCAUUAAAUUUGUAAAUUGCUUUGGGUAAUAUGGACAUUUUAACAAUGUUGACUCUUCCAAGCAAUGAGCAUGGUAUGUUUUUCCAUUUGUUAACAUUUUCAGCUAUUUCUUUUUUCAGAGUUUUGUAAUUCUCUUUAUAGAGAUCCUUCACAUCCUUUGUUAGGUAAAUUCCCAACUAUUUCAUCUUCUUUGUCACUACUGUGAAAGGAAUAGAGUCCUUGACUGUUUUUUCAGCUUGACUAUUAUUGGUAUAUAUAAAAGCUACUGAUUUGUGAGUAUUUAUUUUGUGUCUUGUGACGCUACUGUACUCCUUGAUCAUUUCUAGAGUUUUGUGGUUGAGUUGCUGAGGUUUUCCAGGUACAAAAUCGUAUCAUCUGUAAAGAGUGAAAGUUUGAUCUCCUCUGACCCUAUUUGUAUACCUUGAUCACCUUCUCUUGCCUGAUAGCGGUGGCUAAGUCUUCCAUUACAAUGUUAAAAGGCAGUUGGGACAAUGGGCAACCUUGCCUGGUUCCUGAUCUGAGUGGAAAUGUUUUAAAUUCUACUCCAUUCAAUAUAAUAUUGGCUGUGGGUUUGCUGUACAUGGCCUCUAUCAGUUUAAGAAAAGUCCCUUCUAUACCUAUUUUCUUAAUUGUUAUGAUCAUAAAAGGAUGCUGGAUAUUGUCAAAAGCUUUUUCUAUUGAGAGAAUCAUAUAGUCUUUGUUUUUUAGUUUAUGUAACGUAUUAUAUUAAUAGAUUUACAUAUAUUGAACCACCUUGAGAUUCUGGGAUAAAACCCACUUGGUCAUAGUGUUUAAUUCAUUUGAUGUGUUGCUGGAUUCUGUUUCCUGGGAUCUUGUUGACUAUUUUUGCAUCAAUAUUCCUUAGUGAUAUUGGUCUAUAAUUUUCUUUUCUUGUCGGGCCUUAUCCUGGUUUGGGGAUCAAGGUGAUGUUUGCUUCAUAGAAUGUGUUAGGUAGUAUUCCUUCUUUUUCUAUAUUUUGGAGAAGGUUAAGUAAUAUAGGUACUAGUUCCUCUUUAAAGGUUUGGUAGAAUUCUGACGUAAAGCCAUCUGGUCCUGGGCUUUUCUUUUUAGGGAGAUUUUGUGUAGUUGAUGCUAUUUCAGAACUUGAUAUAGGACUGUUCAACAUUUCCACUUCAUUCUGGCUAAGUCUAGGAAGGUGUCGUGCUUCCAAGUAUUAAUCUUUUUCUUCAAAUUUUCAUAUUUCCAGGAAUAGAAUUUCUUGUAAUAUUCAUUAAGGAUUUUUUGAAUUUCUGAGGUGUCUAUUAUUAUUUCACCUUUGUCAUUUCUGAUAGAUCAUACUAUAGACUUUAAUUUUCUAUUUUUUGUUAGGUUGGCCAAAGGUUUAUCAAUUUUGUUGAAUUUUUCAAAAAACCAACUUUUUGAUUCAUUGAUCUUUUCAAUAAUUCUUUUGUUUUUGAUUUAAUUUAAUUCUGCUCUAAUUUUAGUUACUUCUUUUCUUCUGCUGGGUUUGGGGUUGGAAUGUUCUUCAUUUUCCAGUUGCUUUAGAUGUUCCAUUAAGUUAUUGACUUCCUCUCUCUCUAUUCUCAUGAAGAAGGCUUGCAACACUAUAAAUUUCCCUCUUAGGACCGCCUUUGCAGUAUCCCACAGGUUCUGAUAAUUCAUGUCUUCAUUAUUGUUUUGUUCCCAAAAUUUGGCAAUUUCCUUCUUAACCUUAUCUAUGACUCAGAUAUCAUUCAGCAUAAGGUUAUUUAGUUUCUAUCUCUUUGUAUGAGUAUGCAGAUACUUGUUAUUGGUGAGUUCAACUUUUAUUGCACGAUGGUCUGAGAAAAUACAAGGAAUAAUUUUUAUACUUUUAAAUUUGCUGAGGUUAGAUUUCUGACCUAAGAUGUGAUCAAUUUUGGAGGAUGUUCUAUGGGCUGAUAAAAAAAAUGUGUAUUCAGUUUUGUUAGGAUGAAAUGUUCUGUAGAUGUCUAUUAAAUUCAAUUGUUGUAUGGUGAAGUAUAAGUCCAAAAUUUAUUUGCUUAGUUUCUUAUUCGAGGAUCUAUCCAACACUGCCAAAAGGGUGUUAAAAAUCUCCAGCUAUAGGGUGGUGCCUGUGGCUCAAGGAGUAGGGUGCCCGUCCCAUAUGCUGGAGGUGGUGGGUUCAAACCCAUCCCUGGCCAAAAACCACCACCAAAAAAAAAAAAAAAAUCUCCAGCUAUUAUGGUGCUGGAAGAUAUUAAAUUGCUCAUGUCUGUUACGGUCUCCCUUAUAAAUUGAGGAGCAUUCUGGUUGGGUGCAUAAAUGUUAAUAAUUGACUUCUCAUCAUGUUGGGUGUUUACCUUAACAAAUAUGAAGUGAAUCCUUUCUUUCCUUACUUUUGUUGGUUUAAAGUCUAGUUUAUCUGCAAAUAAAAUUGCCACCCCUACUUUUUCUGAUUUCCAUUUGCCUGAAAUAUAGAUGUCCAUCCCUUCAUCCUGAGUCUAUAUUUAUCCUUUAGGACAAGAUGAGACUCUUGUAUGCAGCAGAUAUCUGGCCUGAAUUUUUGUAUCCAUUCAACAAACCUGUGCCUCUUAAGAGGACAGUUUAAGCCGUUCACAUUAAUUGAUAGUAUUGAUAAGCCUGGUAGUAUUUUGGGUGUCAGGUUUUUCAAAAGUCCAGUGGACAUUUUGAAUCUUUUCACCACUGUGGAAAUUGGGUUUUGGUCAAGAAUUUCAGAGUGAGUUUACUUUGGUGGUAGAGCAUUGUGUUGGUCAUUAUGGAGGAUGGAUUUGAGGAUAUCCUGAAGAGCUGGUUUUGGUUGUGGCAAAUUUCUUCAACGUGUGUGUGUCAUUAAAGUAUUUUACUUCUCCAUCAUAAAUGAAGCUCAGUUUAGCUGGAUACAGGAUCCUGGGCUGAAAGUUGUUUUGUUUUAGGAGAUUGAAGGUCAAUCACCAUCCUCUUGUGGCUUGAAAAGUUUCAGCAGAAGGAUCUGCAGUCAUUCUAAUAUUCUUCCCCUUGUAGGUUAUGAUUUUCUUAUGUCUGGCUGUUUGUAGUAUUUUCUCCUUCAUAUUAACUUUGGCGAAGUUAAUGACAAUGUGUCUAGAAGAUGCUUUAUUUGCGUUGAGUUGUGCUGGGGUUCUGAAACUGUCUGCUGUCUGAAUUUCAGUAUCUCUUGCCAUGUUUGGGAAAUUCUCCUUAACUAUUACUUAGAGUAGAGUAUCUGUGCCUUUUGGAACAUAAUCUUCUCCUUCAGGGAUUCCUAUGAGGCGAAUGUUUGCUCUUUUGGAGUGGUCCCACAAUUCUCUCAGGGAAUGAUCCAUUUUUGAUCUCCACUUCUCUUUCUCUUUGAGUGUUUGGGAGUGUUCAAAAGCUUUGUCUUCGAUGUCAAAAAUCCUUUCUUCUGCUCCCUUCUGUUACUGAGGGAUUCUACCAUAUUUCUCAGAUCUUUGAGGGCUGCCUUCAUGUGUCAAAAUCCCGUCCUCUUUGGGAUGGGUUUUGUACCUGAAAUUUGUUUCCUUGGAGUCCCAGCUUGUAGCAGCAGGGGUGAUGUGAACCUAUCAAUCCUCUCUCUCAUCUCAGCUCCCAAUCUUCCACUUUAUUGGGUUAUUUCUGGCCAUUAUUUCUCCCUCUGGACAGGAGUAUCUGCUGAAAGCUGGCUUCAGUCGGCCAUCUUGCCUCCCUCCUAUCUCACUUACACAUUUUAUAUGUGUAUUGCUCAGUUUUAAAAGUCUGUGUCAGCUCCAAUUAUUAUUCUAUGUUUUCCUUAAAAAUAGCUAUUUCAUCUUCAAUAUCGCAAGAACAAGUUUGCAAGCCCAAGCAGUAUUCCUGCUGCUUUUUUGUUGUUGUUGCUGAUGAUAUGUUAUAUAACUUCAGAAUAUUUCUAUGGUCACUGAAAAAAAUUGGUAUAAUAGAGAAAAUAUAUGAAUUUUGAAAAAUUGAAUAAAAGAAUCAUCAUGAAGUCC